UGCGCGCGCCCAAUGCAUGUUGCUUUAGCGUUAUCGAUUACAACACAAUACAACCGUGCGUACACAAACAACUGAUGACCAACACUGCUGACAGCGAGCGUGUGUGUGUGUGUGAGAGUUUGAAGACAAUGGCUGCGGCUGCGGACGGUGCUGUUCCUACCCUUGCAAUUCGCUCUAGCGUGGCUGUUGAGCUGUGGUCGUCAGCUGGUGCAAAACAGCCAUACGAACACAAGCCCAAUUUGCCGCGAGAGGAGACGAAAAGCUCACGUUCGAUCUGCUUUAGUCCGGAUGGACGUUACUUUGCCUACUCGAAUGGCAUUGAGGUGAAGGUGCUCCAUGUGCCGGCUUCCAACACUGGCAAUGCCAAUUGGCCCGUGCAGUGUCAACUGCCGCGUCCCAAGGCCUUCUAUCUCCAGUUCUCACCGCGUGGCACUUAUCUGUGCACCUGGGAACAUUAUGCCAUUACCAAGGAUCGUCCGGAGGGUGCUGCCAAUUUGCUCGUUUACGAUGUCGCCACUGGCAAUGAGGUCUUUGCCAUUGUACAGAAGAAUCAAACGGAUUGGCAGCCCUCGUGGUCAUCAGACGAAUCGAUCUUUGCUUUGGUUGUAGGCGGCGAGGCACUGUUCUAUGACUUGGCUGCCGGAGCAGUUGAAGGCUUUGCUAGCCCAUCCCGUAAAAUUGGCGGCAGCCGUGGCGGUAUGCUAUCUCUCGGUCCGGGCAGUUGUCCACCGUAUUUGGCAUUUUAUACGCCUGGUGCCAAGGGCGCACCGUCCAUGUGUAAGCUCUACAAGUAUCCGGCUCUGGGACAGAAUCAAACAGUCGCCUGUAAAAGUUUCUUCCAAGCGGAUCGCGUUGACAUGCUAUGGAACAAGCGCGGUAGUGGACUUUUACUGUUGACCAGUACCGAGGUGGACAAAAGCGGUGCUUCAUACUAUGGCAAUCAGGCUGUCCAUUUCAUGGCCACCAAGGGGGAUACAUGCUCUGUGCCAUUGUCGAAGGAGGGACCCGUGCAUUGUGUCAAAUGGAGUCCCAAGGCCAAUGAGUUUGUUGUCGUCUAUGGUUUUAUGCCCUCGAAAGCGGCAUUGUAUAAUCUCAAGUGCGAUGUUGUCUUUGACUUUGGGGAGGGUCCCCGUAACUGUGCCUACUUCAAUCCAUUUGGUAACCUCAUUGUGCUCGGUGGAUUUGGCAAUCUGCCUGGCGCCGUCGAAGUCUGGGAUGUGAGCAAACGAGAGAAGAUUGCUAAUCUCAAGUGUGCAGAUACCACGCACUUUGAAUGGCAUCCAAAUGGCGAGUGGUUUGUUACCGCUACCACGGCUCCUCGGCUACGAAUUAGCAAUGGCUUCAAGAUCUAUCAUUAUUCGGGGGCAUUGCUACAUGAGACGUUGUGGCCACAAGGACAGGAGCUAUUGGGCAUUGAGUGGCAGCAGUAUGCGGACAAUACAUUUGUCGAGCCAAAAAUAACCAAGGCCAAACAUGAAGGCAUCAAGUCCAGUCAGCCGGAGGCCAGCAAGAAGGCCUACACACCGCCCCAUCUGCGUUUGUUAAAGGAGGGCAAAAACCCGGAAAAAUAUUUGCCGCAGCCGACGGUGCCAGGACUUCCAGCAGCAGCACCAGGUGUGGGUGCAAAUAAGAACAAGAAGAGGAAUAACAACAGCAACAAAGCAAAGGGCAACAAUAACAUCAACAACAGCAACAGCAACCACAAGCGUGAAGCUGACGAAGCCACACCGCCAGAUGCAGCUGCAUCUGUAGCUGCAGCCGCUCCAACUGAGAGCCAACAACAGCAACAGCAGCAGCAAUCGACAGCAGGUGGAUCAACAGUCACUAUUGGUGAAUCACCGCGUAGACAGGCGCCCAAGCAACGUCCGCUGCCAAGACACCAACAACAGCAGCAUCAACUGGAGCAGCCAGUUGAGUUUGGCACACCACGUCAUCAUGCCAAUUCCAAUGGCAAUGUUGCAUACAACAACAACAGCGGCGGUGGCGGCGGCAACAACAAUAGCGACAAGGAUCGCAAAAUACGUAGUGUUGCCAAGAAAUUAUCAGACAUUAAGAAGCUCAAGUCACGUCAGAGUCAAGGCGAAACACUGGAAUUAAAUCAAUUGAACAAAAUUGAAAUGGAGGCCAGAUAUCUGGAGGAGCUCAAGGCGCUCAAAUUGUCCGUCUAAAUAGACAAUAGACACAUGCCAUCAACUGUUAAAUGUGUGAUACAACAAAAGUAGCGAGUUUACUGCAAACAAGGACACGAUACACUCAAAACUUGGUUAUUUCUGGGCCCCUAAUUGUGUACUUUCGAACUUCCUGUAUAUUAAUUGCUUUAUAAAUGAAAUGUUAGUGCUGUUUUCUUUACGUGCGCAAAUUUUUCAAAGUUAAACAAACAACAAAAAAAAUAACAUUUUUCUAC
Drosophila innubila is the source of this 2404-nucleotide messenger RNA. RefSeq names its product eukaryotic translation initiation factor 2A (gene eIF2A). Lineage: Eukaryota; Metazoa; Arthropoda; Insecta; Diptera; Drosophilidae. Bases 75 to 2168 code for a protein of 697 amino acids. Gene Ontology annotation, molecular function: translation initiation factor activity; mRNA binding; protein binding. The record is from RefSeq and is a predicted model, not a curated record. Gene Ontology annotation, cellular component: cytosolic small ribosomal subunit. Gene Ontology annotation, biological process: translational initiation. The transcript is spliced from 4 exons.